This is a messenger RNA of Penicilliopsis zonata CBS 506.65, 1353 nucleotides long. RefSeq lists its product as hypothetical. The transcript has a single exon. The record is from RefSeq and is a predicted model, not a curated record. Gene Ontology annotation, molecular function: carbamoyl-phosphate synthase (glutamine-hydrolyzing) activity. Gene Ontology annotation, cellular component: cytoplasm; carbamoyl-phosphate synthase complex. Bases 1 to 1353 code for a protein of 450 amino acids. Lineage: Eukaryota; Fungi; Ascomycota; Eurotiomycetes; Eurotiales; Aspergillaceae. Gene Ontology annotation, biological process: 'de novo' pyrimidine nucleobase biosynthetic process; L-arginine biosynthetic process; L-glutamine metabolic process.
AUGUUUGCUCGAGUCUUCAAGGCUAUGCCCUCCCGGGCCCCCUCCAUGAUGGCUUCCCAGGCCCGGUUCAUGGCCACGGUGCGCAGCCGGGCUGCCAUGGAGCCGGCUACCUUCACCAUCCGUGAUGGCCCCAUCUUCCACGGCAAGUCGUUUGGUGCCCGGUCCAACAUCUCCGGUGAAGCCGUCUUUACCACCUCGCUGGUCGGAUACCCGGAGUCCCUGACCGAUCCCUCCUACCGCGGUCAGAUCCUCGUCUUCACCCAGCCGCUCAUCGGCAACUACGGUGUGCCCUCGGCCGCCCGUGACGAGCAUGGUCUCCUCAAGUACUUUGAGUCCCCCCAUCUCCAGGCCGCUGGUGUCGUCGUCGCCGACGUCGCCGAGCAGUACAGCCACUGGACCGCUGUCGAGAGCCUCGGCGAGUGGUGUGCCCGCGAGGGCGUCCCCGCCAUCUCUGGUGUCGACACCCGUGCCAUCGUCACUUAUCUGCGUGAGCAGGGUUCCUCCCUGGCCCGUAUCACUGUCGGCGAGGAGUACGAUGCCGACCAGGACGAGGCGUUCGUUGAUCCCGAACAGAUUCACCUCGUCCGUCAGGUCAGCACCAAGGCGCCCUUCCACGUCAGCGCCGCCGACCCUCAGUGCCACGUUGCCGUCCUCGACUGCGGUGUCAAGGAGAACAUCCUGCGCAGCCUGGUCAGCCGCGGUGCCAGUAUCACCGUCUUUCCCUUUGACUACCCGAUUCACAAGGUGGCCCACCACUUUGACGGCGUCUUCAUCUCCAACGGCCCCGGUGAUCCGACCCACUGCCAGGAUACCGUCUACCAUCUGCGCAAGCUGAUGGAGACCUCCCAGGUGCCCAUCUUCGGCAUCUGUCUGGGCCACCAGCUGCUCGCUCUGGCCGCUGGCGCCCGCACCGUCAAGCUCAAGUACGGUAACCGCGCCCACAACAUCCCCGCGCUUGACCUGACCACCGGUCGCUGCCACAUCACCAGCCAGAACCACGGCUACGCGGUCGACGCCGACACCCUGUCCGCCGACUGGAAGCCCUACUUUGUCAACCUGAACGAUUCAAGCAACGAGGGUAUGAUCCACAAGUCGCGCCCCAUCUUCAGCACCCAGUUCCAUCCCGAGGCCAAGGGUGGCCCGCUCGACUCGUCGUACCUGUUCGACAUCUACAUCGACAGUGUCCGCAAGUACAAGAACGGCCAGGCUGCCUACUACCCGCAGCGUGACAGCCGCCCGAGCCCGCUCUUGGUUGACCUGCUCGCCAAGGAGCGUGUCGGCGUCCAGCCCACGAUUGGCAUGCAGAACAUUGCCGCCGCCGCGGCCGCUGCUGCUGCUGCUGCUGCUGCUUAA